Lates calcarifer (barramundi perch) is the source of this 3244-nucleotide messenger RNA. RefSeq names its product tomoregulin-1. Bases 414 to 809 code for a protein of 131 amino acids. The record is from RefSeq and is a predicted model, not a curated record. The transcript is spliced from 4 exons. NCBI's taxonomy places the organism in Eukaryota, Metazoa, Chordata, Actinopteri, Centropomidae.
UUGAUGUAAACAGGCGCGUGUGUUUGACUAAGCCUAUUCAAAGAUAAAGCAGUGGGAGGAGGAGGUGAUUUUGUAUGUGUGUGUUUAUGGGGGAAAAAAACAGGCAGGUAUUCACAAGUCUCAGUUUUCUUCCUCUUCCCUCCUUCCCUUUGUGGCAGAUUCCCUCAGUGGAAGAGGAACUUCACAUUCAUUUUCAAGGAACCAGGAGCUUCAGCACACAUACACCGACGCCUGGUUAACCCUACAACUAAAAAUUUAAACUCCACAGUCUACAGUCUAUUCCAGGAUACUGGGACUUCAGUAUUUGCUUUUGUGAGUAGAUGGCUUUCAUUUCGUCGUAUUUUGCUCUUUCAUUAUAUGCCUGCCCUGAAGCCAGUUUUAAACACAAUCCCACUGUAUGGAUGGAAACCUAAAUGAUGAGAUGCUUCGAGAAGAGUUCAGCAUUUCCUUCCUUCCCUCCUUCCAUCCCCUCUUCUGUGAUGACCACCCCUUUCCCUCUUCCCCAACCAAGAGGCAUCGACCACAGUCUGCCAACCUGCGGAGAGUCUCAGUGCAAUGGCCACGGUACCUGUGAGAUUCCUCCGGGCGGUGGUAGCGCGCUGGUGUGUAACUGCGAACUGGGCUACCGGGGUGAAUCCUGUGAGGAAACGGUCAAUGGGGCGUUAAGUUUACCACUGACACUAAGUGUGCUGGGCGUCAUCAUUGGGCUGGUGAUCCUGGCUUUCAUCGUUGCCAAAGUGCGACAGAGGCAGAAGAAGAAUCGCAGGAGAACUGAGGCAGAAAAAUUUGGCUACAAUAUUGCUGUGUAAUGAGGAGAAAUCUCCAUUGUAUCUGAGGAACCAGGACAAGGAAUGACUGAUCUGCAAUCAUGCGAGAUGGCCAGAUACCAGUAUUUGUUACGUGAGAAAAUGUGUAUCUGCUUCAACAAGGAACAGGAAGGAUCUGCCAUGAGGGUGACACCAUGUCAACACCUGUUCUGAUACAAAGUGAUAUACAGGUCUGAGGAUGCAGUAAUUUGAUGUGUGAAUAAGAGCCUGAGUGUAAUGAAAAGGUGUCAUGCAGAGUAUUAUUUUUUAAUAAUGAAGAUUUGUAGCCAUUCGGGAGGAUGAGACUAUAAAUAAAAAACAUAUUUCAUUUGUCACACCCUAAACGCAGCAUCUAUCAUAACCCCACCUAUGCUCAACCGUCAUAUUGUGAGUCAAUGCAUUUUAUGUGCAGUUGUGUGAACGUGGGAAAUACACAUCUUGAAAUCAUCCUUUGGCAACUGGCUCAAAUUCAGAAAUCAGUAAAUACAUCUUUUUGUCUUGGCGAGGGUGUGAAAGAGUAGAUUAAGACUAAUAUGAACUGCACCUGGCUUACUGCCAUUACUUCCCCUGUGUUUAUAGUCAGUGGUAAUAUAUUCAGUGCACAUACUGAUACCUUAUCACGUGCUGAGAAGCAGAAUGAUUCUGAGGUAUCCCAGUUUAUUUCUUAAUUUGCCAGUAGAGGCAGUAGCAACCUAUUGUCACUCAAAGACCUGACUCAUCUGCUGAAAACAAUAAACUCUGAUUAUUUGACUUGUUGCAUCAUUCUCCAGUAGCUGCAGCUUUUUCCAUUCCAUAUUUAUUUCCAUCUGUUGGAGCUGUUGCACUCACAUGGCAGUGUCAGUGCUUUGCUGUAGAGUCUGAGCCUCAGAAAGCAUAAAAACUGCCAACCUUUGCUUUAAGAAGUCUUACUCUACAUUCUAGCUCAACAGUCAUUGGCUGUGGUGUGUAACAGGUCCUGCAGGGAGAACUGCAUUAUGAUUUCUUGGAGGCCAGUUUAACUACAAAAGACUUACCAGAAGGACAAUUGUUCACUACAGUGUCGCCUUGUUUGAGAUGUUAAGCCAGUCUAAACAGAAGAUGUAAUGUUGUUAGGCAAGACACCAUCCUCUCAAACCGGUCAGGCUACAUUGUCUGUAUACUUAUGAAGUUAAGACUGAGCAGACUGGGUGGCAAAGAAAGAAAAACAUCACUUUAUAUUGUAGUCUGACUAUAUGUGUGUUUGAAUAGUGUCCAUAAUGACCUGUCUCCUUUCUUAUAUCAAUGAAUCUCCAGGUGUGGCAGAGCAGGAUGCCAUCACAUAUUGUAUGGUUAGAGAUGAUAAAACCUGUGACCUUGUGUCUCAAAAAUAUGAAGUUAUUAAAUGCCUGCACUAGAGGCAACAUUUUGUGUUUGCAUUAGUCUGUAUACUUUCAGUCACUGUGUCCUAACUGACUUUCCCUGCAGCACAACCACACACCCUUCUGCAGUAGAUUCUGAAAUCUUUAGUUAGUUUACUUUUCACCCUUGCCUCCACCCCAAAAAAGGAAAGAGGUGCAUUAAGGAAAGAGACUCAUCAGUCAUCUGUUAUUCAGAAACACAGUGCACAUUUAAUAAAACAGCACUUGUAUCACAGAGCAAUGAGGACAAUAUUGAUCAACUCAGCAUACUUCUCAACAGGCUUCACUGUCCUACAAUGUUGUAAAGUGCAUAAGAAUACAGUAUUUACAUAUAAUUAGGGGGGAAAAGGGGAUUUAUGCAUUAGCCAAUGAACAGAGAAAAAAAGCAUCCUUAAAAAUGAGGGCUAUUUACAAAUGGAGUUCAGCAAUAUUUGCAGAAUGUAACAGACAGCCAUGGCAAUCUUUUGCUUCGCAUCUUAUUUUCUUGAGGUUUACAAAACAGUGUCUCUUCAUGACAUCACUUUUAAACACAGGAUCCUUCACUUUUCCACACUUCCUUCACAGCAAUCUCUUUCCACUGUAAUAUCCAUCUCUACCUUCAUGACAGUAACUGUGCAGCUUGAGGCUCACGUCUGUAAUGUAUUGCAGUGAUGUUCCAAUUAAUCAUAAUCAAGCUAAGCCCAUAAUGAGUCUCAUCUGUAGCCACAUUUAACACUUAAUAGUGAGUUUAGAGCUAUUUUAUAAUAUUUAAGGUGUUUGAUUUCUUGAUACCACUGAAAUAUUUCUUUAUGGUCUUUAUGGUGACUGUACUUUAUGGUAUAUGUUUUAGUUAUUACUACAAUAUUAUAGAUGGUGCAGUUUUGCUGUAAUCAUUUAGAAUAUUGUUUUACCACAGUGGUCUCAUUUAUUUCCUAAUGUUAUAAAGUCAUGUUGUAAUUACUGUAAUUGCUUCUUCCUGAAAUAUUUUCCACUCUCAGUUUCUUUUGCUAAUGGACAUGUCCAUCUUCACGUUGUUUUCCUUUUCUAAUUGGUUCUUCUUGUGUCUCCAGAUGUGGGACAUGU